AUGGAAUCCGUAGAGCCCAAACGCAGUAUUCUGCUACCGAGCAAAGCCGACAAUGGUGGAGGCGAGAAUAUUCGAAUUCUGGAGAGCGAAAUACCAGGUAGGGGAGAACGGGGUCGCACAAGGGAGAAGAGAGGAAAUGUAUCCAGCGGGACAUCCCAAAAUCGGUCAAGAACCACCAGCCGACUGCGUGGAAAUAUGCAAGAAUAUUUGAAAUGGACCGUGCUGAGCCACGAUCCAUCGGAGAGACUCUCUAUAGACAGCAACCACAGCGGAACAGAAGCCAGCGACGACGAGGAGGACGUUAGUGAUGAAGAACAAGUGAGUGACGUUGAGAACGAACUGGAUAUUGACGCUGCGCUCGGUUACGAUCUGGGUGCCAGGGUUCUGCCGAAUUUUGUUUCGAGUCUGUGGGACGUGCUGCAGGCUGAAAAAGCUUGGAUCUCGAAGUACCAGAGCGAGAUUCAGAGCAAAAGUCCGCCUGUGCAAGUAGAUGACCUUGCAAAUGGGUUUGCCAGGGCUAUAGAGGUGAUACACGGGUCCAAAGCAGAAGACGGAGACAACGCCAACAAAAUCAAUUCGAGGCAAGGUUCGUCGUACAUACUGUACCUGGAUCUUACGACAGAGUCAUUCUACGCACUUCUGUACGUUUUCGGCGCUGUGCUGAACUCCAACGACACCUUGUAUGUGCUGUACGUGACGCCGAAAGUGCCUCGCGAAAGACUGCAGUCCAAUGUGGCUCGUUUGAAAGCUCAAGUGGCGUACCUACUUGACGCCUCUGCCUCCAUUUUGGACUCCAUAAGUGUUGUGGCCAUUUCGGUGUCGCAUCCGUACCCGAAACACCUGUUAAACGAGAUGGUUUUGGCCGUGCAGCCGAUGGCACUGUGCGUGCCGCUUUCGCUGUUGCUGUCAUCACUUCAAAACUAUGUUUGUCCUAUUCCCACAGUUGUAAUACGCAGAAAGUUGAAGCGGUCGAAGAAAAAGGGCCUGAGCGAGUGA
This is a messenger RNA of Lachancea meyersii CBS 8951, 996 nucleotides long. Lineage: Eukaryota; Fungi; Ascomycota; Saccharomycetes; Saccharomycetales; Saccharomycetaceae. The record is from the annotation of a GenBank genome assembly.